AUGGUAGCAAUAUCGGAGCUGUUGCAGUGCUGUCUCGCCCAGUUUGUCUCCCUAAUCAACUCGGGUGCGUUGUCCGAUCAUAUUGACGAGGUUCCACUACAAGAGUGGACGGACGAACUGGGCCGACUUCGCGUGUGGGCAGCAAAUAUCGGUGGUCAUCAGACUAGUCAAUCCUCACUAGAUUACCGCCUUAGAGAUGCGUCGCAUAUCAAGAGUCAGAUAGUGAGGCUCUUGGAGCAAUUCCAGGAACUACUCGCCGACCUCAAGGAUGUGUUUGAGGAGAACAGCGACGUUGAGCCCGAAUAUGAUAAGAUAGAUGAUUUGGAAGACUCAGAAAGCGAAAGUUCCUCAGAGAUCCAAGAAAUUCACCAAGGCCUCGUUGAUACAAUCAACCAACUCUACCAGAUAUCGAUGAUCAUCCGCAAGCCAGCACAGCAUGAUCGGCUGAUCGGGACAAAAACACUGGAUUCUGAGCCUUUCCAAUUCUGGGCUAAGCAACAUAUCUCCAAUAAAUAUCCAAAUGCAGAUGCGCUAGUUAUCGAUCGUAUCAGUUCCGCAAUGGCGCGACAAAGGGCGAUCUUGAAAUACCGUGAACGACAUCGUGCGAAAUUAAGUCAAGGCAUCAGUUCUGAGAAUGAUAGUAAAUCGGCUAUACUAUCAGAAACGAUUGUGACAGAUGUGCUUAAGGAGAUACCUGGCCAAGUUAGUGACAUGGCUUCUGAUGCCGGUGUGUCUGAAACUUCAUACGGAGGCACACUGCUCGAGGGCACUGGUGCAGUUGCUCCUAAAAUACCACCUAUACCGAAAGGUGGCCUGGAAAAGAGAUGCUUUGAAUGUCCAUACUGCUUUUACAUUAUCACAGUUCAAGACAGGAAAGCAUGGGCGCGCCAUAUUUUCCACGAUCUGUUGCCGUAUGUCUGCAUCUUCACAGGAUGCUCGACGCCCAAGAAGCUCUACAAAAGCCGCCGAGAAUGGUAUCAUCAUAUCAAGCAAAAUCACGCUAUGAAUUCAAGCACGCAUGGUACAUAUAACUGCUCUAUCUGCAAACAGGGCUCUCUUCCCGCUGUCACAUUUCAGCGACACGUGGGCCAACACUUGGAAGAACUUGCGCUCUUUUUGCUGCCACGAACCGAUGAUUCAGACGAAGAAGGAAGCGAAUUAAAUGAUGAGAAUCUUAGCAACGUAUCGUUAGACGAUCAUUCAAUGGAACAUAGUGCCGGGCAGCGCAAUGACAUGGAUGUUGCAGCAACACCAGCCUCUGACUCCAAUGUUAGUGAUGACAAUUAUUCACGAGGGCUACGGAAAAAGAUCGAAGAUUAUGAACCCUCACUUGGAGCGACCUUGAGUGAAAGAGAGUCCCUGGGGGGUCUGGAAUCCAACAUGGCGAACAAAACGAGCGCCCCAUCGUCCCCUUCCAAUCGCGAAUACAAAUUCGCUAUGAGCCAGAAGCUUCUGGAGAAGAGCGACUUCCGGCAGAACAUGGAUGUCUGGCAACAUCAGCAGGAGGUUGAACAGCUGCAGAAAGAUCUGCAGAAGUCUCGUGGGCACCGCGAUAACGAACGCGAGAGAAUUAAUGUGAACUUGCAGCCCGAUUCGCACGAAUCUCUGCUCUUUAGCGAGGAGCUAGAAUACGAUGAAGAUAUCUCUGAGCGCAAGCAUCAAUCCGCGAAUGAGGAACGCAAGGCCGAGGAAGAGCUGGAUAAACAUACACUGCUGAAGGAGGGAUUAAAGGUACUGGCACGCAUGCGGGAUGGUGAAGGACAGAGGGAGACGCUCGUACAGGAGGAAAAGUGGAAGGAGCGUAUCCGGCUAAAGAAAGAAGAGGAGGAACGUGAAAAGCUCAUUCAAGAUAUUCGAGACGAGGAAGCACGAAAGGCGAGGGACCUUGCGGAGAAUAGGGCGAAGAAGAUGACCGCAAAGGCUGCUGCUGUGGCGGAGUGGAAGCAGGAGCAGGAGCGCAUAAAGCAGAGGCAAGCUGACAUGGCCGCAGCAACGACCAAGGAAUUCAAUGACCAACUCCGCAGCAUGGGGUACUCCGAUGAGCAAAUCGAGGUCAUCACCACGAGAAGGAAGAAGGGGGAAGAGGAGGACAAGAGGAAAGACAACAAAAAAGAAGAAAAGAAAACUGAGGAGGAGAACAGAUUGACUUGGAUCAAGGUCCACCGCAGACACUUGCUACCAGAGACCGUGGAGGCUUAUAAUCUGCCUUGGGACUGGGACGAACGUGACUCCGAUUACAUCAUUAUCAAGCGAUGGGUCGACGAUGACUUGCUAGAAGAACUCUUCGCCCACACCCGUCGCGAACGCGCGGGUAAGCUCAACGGCCAGAUCUCCAGCCCCACCACCGGACCCAAGCUCAAUGACCGCUUGAAGGACAAAAUGUAUCUAACCCAGUCCAACCAGGCUGAAUGUUGCGCGGAUGAUUUGGGGGACAUUGUGCAUGGCAUGUUCCUUGACCCGGCACGGUGCAAUGCAAAGGUUGUUCAUGGGUGCAGCGACAUCUCUAGCUUUGAAGAUAUUGCAUCCGCGUUUGAGAAGGUUACUGGGCGUGAAUCUCGCUUCCAACCGCUCGAAUCUUGGUAUGAUUUUGAUACUCGCGGAGUUCCUGUGCUAGACGACGCCAAGAUGAUGUUUGGAAUGACUCAGGACAGUGAUGGAUAUUACUUUGGACCUGAGGCAUUUGAAAAAAAGACUGCCUCGGAACUCAAGCGAAGCAUGGCUUUGGUGUUAGGGGUCCCCGAAGAGGGACAGGAGUUGAUGACAGCCGAGUCUUGGUUCUGCAAGAACUCCAAUUCGUGGUAA
This is a messenger RNA of Penicillium nucicola, 2802 nucleotides long. RefSeq lists its product as uncharacterized. The transcript has 4 exons. The record is from RefSeq and is a predicted model, not a curated record. NCBI's taxonomy places the organism in Eukaryota, Fungi, Ascomycota, Eurotiomycetes, Eurotiales, Aspergillaceae. Bases 1 to 2802 code for a protein of 933 amino acids.